Messenger RNA from Bombus terrestris (buff-tailed bumblebee), 3783 nucleotides. RefSeq names its product protein masquerade (gene mas). The coding region runs from base 312 to 2525 and encodes 737 amino acids. Gene Ontology annotation, molecular function: serine-type endopeptidase activity. Lineage: Eukaryota; Metazoa; Arthropoda; Insecta; Hymenoptera; Apidae. The transcript has 11 exons. Gene Ontology annotation, biological process: proteolysis. The record is from RefSeq and is a predicted model, not a curated record.
AUCUCGCAAUGCCGUGUCGUUCAUGUGAUAUUUUGUACUUGGUAUCUCGCGACGUAAUAUCGACGCUUUGGGCGGGAUAUAUCGCACAUCUUUUCAUUAGAACUCGAGGUAUCUCGUUCAUAAAAUUCAAUUCGUAAGGCACCGUGUUUGUGAACAUCGAAAAACGGGGACGCGAGUUAUUUCGUUCGAAUCGUCGCGAGAUAUUUCGUAGCGUAGAAUAGAAUAUUCUUUUCGAGAAUACAAAGCCUGAAUAUCAGUCUAGUGCGCACAUACUCGUCAAAUAUAUCGUUAAACAGUAUCGUUAAAAUUUGAUGUUCUUUUUACUUUGGAAGCAUAUCUCUAGUUCCGAUGGAGGCGUAAAGAAAAAGCGUCUAUUAGAUUCCAUAACAAGUACAGCCAACAGUGCAGACUGCCCAGGUGUAUGUGUACACACAUUUGCAACGUUAAUAUGUUACGAAGUUCUUGAAGAUGUAGAGUGCCCUGCUAGUAUGCGAUGUUGUAUCGAGGCACCUAUAAAUGGUACCGGAACUUCUGGAAGUGCUGCCCCUCCUCAUGACGAUGACUCUACUUCAACUAUUAUCACUACCGUUAAGACAACGACAACUACGAGCACGACAACACCUUCAACAACUACAGCACUUACAACCGUAUCUUCGACAACUUCCGUAAAAGCCACUUCUGAGAAUCAGAAAGAAGCAGCGAAUAAAACAUCAUCAAAAACGUGUUCAGGAAUUUGCAUGGCAGAGAGAAUUGCCGAUUACUGCGAUGCGGUUCUGGUAAUAGACACCCUUUGCAAGCCAGGAUAUAAAUGUUGCGUAUCCAGAGAUGCGUUUGGGGAUUCACCUCCGCCAGAACUACUAGUCAUUGACCGAACGAAUUCAAGUCGCAUCGAUGAAAAGACCGGUCUCAAUACAUCUUACAAAGGUUCUUCGCCUUUUACGACUGUAAGAUCAAAUAUGAUUACUUCUACGAGCGUAGCCAGCACUACGAUAGCAACGACUACUACGAUAGCGAAACAACCAACAACUACGACAAGACCAAAGAUUACGGUGAGAAAGCCGUGUAAAGGUGAAUGCGUUAGUGGCUUCUUCGCUCUUUUAUGCGAUAAAGUGGAUGGAGAAGCUGAAUGCCCUGAUGAUGGAUCUUGUUGCGUCAUCGACGCGUUCUUAAAAACUGAAACGACAACAACAACGACAGUUGGACCAACAACGAAACCGCCGGAACCAAAAUUACAACCAUGUCCCGGAUUUUGCUUGUUAACCAUUAUGGCAGCCUUCUGUGAACGGCCAAACGCAAUAAUAGCGAAGACUUCGACUUGUCAAUCCGGAUAUAUUUGUUGUGACAACACGAAAAGCUCGCCGCAGACACCAAGGCCAAGGCCAAGGCCCACGCCGAGACCAUCGAUUACCACAGUUUCUUUACCACGAGACACACGUGCAGAGUGUCCUGGAUCGUGUAUCGUUUCCUAUUUAUCAUUCACUUGUUUCAGAAACGCUGAACUGACGAAUUUGUUUAAAUGUAAGAAACAAGGGCAUCAAUGUUGCGCUCCAAAAUCAUUGAUACGAGAAAUCAACGGUGGAAAUUCUAGCGAAGCAAUUUUGACUAAUAGAAAUGACACCAUGUAUGUUACUUCAAGGCCAUACACAACACCAUUUACGACAGCUAUGUAUGAAACAACAACGAUGAUGACAACUAUGAGAAGCCCCGUGUACAGUAAAUACGUGUGUGGUGUAAAAGGAACCUCCCGUGGACCGAUUCAAGCACGUAGUCUUGAAAGAGGAGCACGAGUUGUCGGAGGGGAAGACGCAGAUGCCAAUGAAUGGUGUUGGCAGGUUGCCCUGAUUAAUUCCUUAAAUCAGUACCUCUGCGGUGGUGCACUCAUCGGCACGCAAUGGGUCUUGACAGCUGCACAUUGUGUAACAAAUAUUGUACGAUCUGGGGAUGCGAUUUAUGUAAGGGUAGGUGAUCACGAUUUGACGAGAAAAUACGGAAGUCCUGGUGCUCAAACUCUGCGAGUGGCAACCACUUACAUUCAUCAUAAUCAUAACAGUCAGACUCUUGAUAACGAUAUAGCGCUAUUAAAGCUUCAUGGACAAGCAGAGCUUAAGGAUGGUGUUUGCUUAGUAUGUUUACCUGCACGAGGGGUUAGUCAUACAGCUGGUAAACGAUGUACCGUCACUGGUUAUGGAUAUAUGGGAGAAGCUGGUCCUAUCCCGCUUCGAGUACGAGAAGCUGAGAUACCAAUUGUAAGCGACGCAGAAUGUAUACGUAAAGUGAAUGCCGUAACUGAAAAAAUUUUCAUUUUGCCAGCAAGUAGUUUUUGCGCUGGUGGCGAACAAGGAAACGAUGCAUGUCAGGGCGACGGUGGAGGUCCUUUAGUAUGUCAAGAUGACGGAUUCUACGAAUUAGCUGGACUGGUGUCAUGGGGUUUUGGUUGCGGAAGAUUGGAUGUUCCUGGAGUUUAUGUCAAAGUUUCGGCGUUCAUUGGUUGGAUCAACCAAAUUAUUUCCGUAAAUAAUCUUUAGCUUUUUUAUGUUCUAUUAAUAAAAGUUAAAGUAUUUAUUUAUUAAGGAAACAUUGUAGUACCUUUACGCGCUUGAUGACGUAACAUCAUUAUGUUACGUAUCCAGCAAAGAUAUCUAAGAAACAUCUUUUUAAAUAUUAUUUAAUUAUAUCAAUUAAAAUAUAUGAGAAGAAAGAAAAAUCUUUUUGACGCAUGAUAAGAAUGCAACAAUUCGUGCAAAGGAAUUUAACAUUGAAAAUGUUACGAUAAUCGUAUUAUGUUUAUAAAUAUCGUAAUACUUGAUAAUUACCUUUAAUAAUUAAAGGUAACUAAAAAUUUGUUUUAGCAAUAUGGUUUUAUAUAACUAAUGCAGUAAACUUCCGUUUAUCCAAUUUUUUGAAUAUUUGAAUCGCCACACUUCAAACAUUGAAUUAUUUUCGCCAAAGGUAAUAAAUACGUAUCUAUAAUUUCUUGUGAGCUUUAAAGUCAUAAAAUCUUGAUAAGUAAAAAUUACGUACUUUUAAAAUACCAAAAACAAAUGUAAUUCUUAAAACUUUAAUAUCAUGACAACAAGGUAUAAAUAAACAUUAUAUUUAUUAGUUAUAUAUAAUUAUAUAUAAAAUUUUGUAAAUUUUAAUAAAUCUUGUUCCUGUAAUUAUUCGAACAUAAUUUUAUGAUAUAGGAAAAACGAAAGUUUAUUGUAUCUAUCAAUUAAAUAGAAUCUUUUAGAAUUUAAAUUUUAAUGUCAUUGGUAAAAUAUAUAUAAUAAAUAAGUUUAAUCUAUGAUUUCCUUUUGGUAAUUGUGCCAUCAAGUGCGUCAAUUUUAGAUGAAAAAAUGCUGUCUUAAUAAAGAUUCUUAGAUAAUAAUGAAGAUUAUACAAUAAAUUAUAAAAUCAUUGGUAGACAUAAAUUUACUCGAAAAACAUUAAUUAAAAGAUUAUAUAAAAGUACAAAAUACUCUAAUUUUGUAAAAUACUAAAUAUAAUGUAAAAAUAUUAAACAUUAGUGUAUUAUUACAAUAAUACAUAUAUACGAUACGUAUGUUAAAUAUUAAUAAGAUACAUAAAACAGAUUUGAUUAUUGUAAUAAUUAUAACAACCUUCAGACAUUUCUUAUGAAUUUUGUCGAGUAUAGUUAGAGUGAUUAAAUAUAAAUCUUUUUACUAUCGCGCAUAAUAUAUGUCUGCAUAUGAUAUGCGUAAAACUACAUAUAUCAUUUUGUCAGUUGCUUGUCACUUAUUUUAAACGUUAGACAAAAUGUUAAUAAAAAGAUAAAACUUA